AUGUAUCGAUCCAUGAAGUCCUUGGCCCUGCUCGGCCUCCUGGCCCCGGCCUACUCCCACCCUGCCAGCGGCCACAAGUCUGCUCUCGCUCGUCGCGGAGUUGACAUUGAGGCGUUCCGUCUGCCCCAGCUUGGUUCUUAUACCAACGCCACCGUGACCGAGGCGGACCCGCCCAUCGUCUUACUCAAGCGCGAGAGCUACGUUGACACGGCCACCGAGCUCGUCAAGAAGCUCGCGCCCAACUCCGAGUUCCGCGUCGUCGAUGACCACUACGUCGGCACCAACGGCAUUGCCCACGUCAACUUCAAGCAGACCGCUCACGGUCUUGACAUUGACAACGCUGACUUUAACGUUAACAUCGGCAAGGAUGGAAAGGUCUUCUCCUACGGAAACAACUUCUUCUCCGGCGCCAUCCCUGAGGCCAGCCCCCUGGACAAGCGGGACUUCAAGGACCCCGUUACCGCUCUGAACGGCGCCAAGGACGUUCUCCAGCUGCCCGUUGAGUCGGCCGAUGCUUCUGCCGAGGCUAAGGAGGGCAAGGAGCUCGUCUACCUCGUCAAGGGCGACGGCAAGCUUGCCCUCACUUGGCGUGUUGAGACCGACAUUGUCGACAACUGGCUGCUGACCUAUGUCGAUGCUGAGACCAGCGGCGAGGUCCACGGUGUUGUUGACUACGUCUCCGACCUGGCCAGCUACAAGGUCUACCCUUGGGGUGUUAACGACCCUACUGAGGGAGAGCGCAUCACUGUCACCGACCCUUGGGACAUUGCCUCGUCCGAGUUCACCUGGCACAGCGACGGCCCCGGUACCAACUACACUACCACCCGUGGCAACAACGCCAUCGCCCAGUCCAACCCCAGCGGCGGCAGUGCGUACCUGAACAACUACCGCCCCAACAGCCCCUCGCUCAACUUUGACUACGAGUACACUACCAGCCUGAGCACGCCCUCCAGCUACAUCGACGCUUCCAUCGCGCAGCUGUACUACACCGCCAACCACUACCACGACCUUCUGUACCAGCUCGGCUUCAACGAGCGCGCCGGUAACUUCGAGGUCAACAACAACGGCCAGGGCGGCGCUGGUAACGACUUUGUCAUUCUCAACGCUCAGGAUGGCUCCGGCACCAACAACGCCAACUUCGCCACCCCCCCCGAUGGCUCUCCCGGACGCAUGAGAAUGUACCUGUGGACUUCCUCGACCCCUCGCCGCGACUGCAGCUUCGAGGCCGGCGUCGUCAUCCACGAGUACACCCACGGUCUGUCUAACCGUCUGACCGGUGGCCCCGCCAACUCCAACUGCCUCAACGCUCUCGAGUCCGGCGGUAUGGGUGAGGGCUGGGGUGACUUCAUGGCCACCGCCAUCCGCCUCAAGCCCACCGACACCCGCGCCACCAACUACCCCAUGGGCGCCUGGGUCUACAACAACCCUGCCGGUAUCCGUACCGUCCUCUACUCGACCUCCUUGACCACCACCCCCAACACCUACCAGACCAUCAACGGCCUCACUUCCGUCCACCGUAUCGGAGAGACCUGGGCCACCAUCCUGUACGAAGUCCUCUGGAACCUGAUUGACAAGCACGGCAAGAACGACGGCCCUCGCCCGACCUUCCGUGACGGUGUUCCCACCGACGGAAAGUACCUCACUCUCAAGCUCGUCAUCGACGGCAUGGCUCUCCAACCCUGCUCCCCCAACUUCAUCCAGGCCCGUGAUGCCAUCCUCGACGCCGACAAGGCUCUCACCGGCGGUGACAACCAGUGCGAGCUCUGGACCGCCUUUGCCAAGCGUGGUCUCGGCUCCAACGCCGUCUACAGCUCUUCUAGCCGCCGCAACGGCUUCACUAUUCCUACUGGUGUCUGCUAA
Colletotrichum truncatum is the source of this 1860-nucleotide messenger RNA. RefSeq names its product extracellular elastinolytic metalloproteinase. Gene Ontology annotation, molecular function: zinc ion binding; metalloendopeptidase activity. Lineage: Eukaryota; Fungi; Ascomycota; Sordariomycetes; Glomerellales; Glomerellaceae. The record is from RefSeq and is a predicted model, not a curated record.